Molecule: messenger RNA, 3060 nt
Organism: Postia placenta MAD-698-R-SB12
Lineage: Eukaryota; Fungi; Basidiomycota; Agaricomycetes; Polyporales; Adustoporiaceae
Exons: 14
Coding region: 1-3060 (1019 amino acids)
Biological process (GO): cell surface receptor signaling pathway
Source: RefSeq, a predicted model, not a curated record
AUGCAUGUCGUAGCUUACAUUCGGCUCAUUAAAUUUCAGCCCCCACCAGCGAAGAGGCUGCGUAUGGCCGUUCCAGACGGUUUCAUAGUCGAGCGCAAGAGCCCUGCCAAGGUAGUCGCGCCAAAGUUCGUGUCCGCCUUCAGCAGCAGACGCCUCGCCACUUCGACCAGACCUUCUAUCCUUCACGACACAGUUCCUCGCAGACCCAGCGUCGACCGCUCAAAACGUGCAACAGACUCUCUCGCCCAGAAGCCGUCUACCCUGCGCGUGCGCAAGCCUCCCCCACCACCAGAGCUCCCUGCUGCUUCAAGUUCGACAAGGUCUGGCAAUCCGCUCUCCGCACUCAGGCCUGUCUUUGUCCUCCCGCAGCAUCCCGCCCCUGCACAGAAGGUUGUGCCGCUCCUCGAUCGAGUCCCGCCACCGCUCCAUGCGACGGCGCGGCCGAUGAAGACGAUCUUCACCACGUCCAUCGCGCGCGCGACCGACUUCCGCUCCGCCGCUGGCGCCGCGGAGCUGCUGUCGAUCUUCCUUCAGGAGCACGGACACGGCUUCGUCGAUCCGACAGAGCGCGAGCUGCAGCGCGGACUCGAGCAGAGCCCAGAGAAGAUGAGCAAGCGCAAACGGGGGACACGGUUCGCCGGAGGCGGGCUAGCGGAUCGCGCGCGUACGCGGUUCCACCAGAGCAAGACCGCGCUGGCGCUCUGGCAGUCGGGCAUUGAGCUCAAGAUGCGCAAGGGCCAGGCCACCUCGCCCGACAUGCGCCUGCGCGUCGCCGAGGUGGUGUACGCGGCGACGAGCGAUGACCACCAGCGCCCGGGCCACGCGCCGUGCCUCGGGCUCGUGCGCUGCCGCGCGGUGCCCGAGCGCAAGGACGCCAACGGCGAGGUGGUCGUGCUGCUCAACUUCGACGGCACGGAGUCGGCUGCGCCGCCGUUCAACAAGCCAGGCGACCUCCUCACAAUGCCUCUGAGGUACAUCCGGUCGAAAGUGUCGGCAGACGGUGUUCUAGACGUUGCGAUCACAACGACUUCUGCGGUCCAGAACGUAGCCAGUCUCGUGUCUUUCCCGCCAGUCGCGAUAGCUGCAGAGAUCCUCCUGAAGAUCUUUGAGGUUAUUCAACAAGUGAACGCAAACCAACGACAGUGUUAUCGCUUAGCAAAUCGAUGUCUCUCCUUGCUGGUCGAUAUCAGAGACCAAAUGGAAGGCCGGUGGCAAAAUGCACCGCUGUCUCUUGUCAGAGCGCUCAAGAAAUUUGAAGAGUACAUGAUUUGGACGCUCGGGUCGAUAUACGACUACCUCAAGACAUCAGCGGACACCAAGUGGACAGCCCGUCUGCUGAAAAAGGGUAGCAUUGAACGUGCACUUGUGGACUACAAUGCGUCUGUGGAUGAUGCCGCCAGAUCCUUCCAGAUUGCUACUCUCAUAGACAUUCACUAUGCCGUCGGCAACAAGGCAGGCACUGUAGAGCACGAAAAUGUCCAGUCAGCUGAGGAUCAAUCGAUUUUACCUGAUUCCAUGCGUAGAAUCAUGGAAGCCGAGCAUAUCGUGUCAUCGCCUAUGUCUUCGGGAUUCCGCCCCCGAGUUACCGAUGAGAAUAGACAGAAUUCAGUGACGUCUGAUGAUUUUGUGCUUGUGUCAGACCCGGAACAGAAUGCAAUGCUUGCAAGAGAAGCUACUAAUGUUUUGGAUCCUGACACAAUGACAGCAGAAGACAUUGAAGCCGCCCUCGACGACCGUGGCUUCCGCAGAUAUCAUCAAUCGGACCUGGUGUUGCGAAAGUCGUCGCAUACCAAGCAGGGCUGUUGGGCCGGAGCUACAGAAGCCAAUGUCGAUGGGCGGCACGCCCUCGUUAUGCGUUACGAAGGCCCACGAGGAGUCGCAAUGAAGGUAGCUUUGCGUGGUCAAGACGGGUGGCAGCCACUGAGCGUCACUGUAAUAGAGAUGGAUACGCGACGUGAAAAUCUUACAGAACGUAUAGACGCAGCACUCUAUCUGCAGAGCCAGAUGAGUCUUUCCGACUCCAAAAUCCAAGACUAUGUAGAGAAUGCCACCUUCCGUAUCGACGCGGAGCAGACCCUUAUAAUGGGUCUGCCACCACCUGAAGUAGAUGCAUGGCAGAGCUGGCGAAACUUUGGCCUCGCUCAUUCGAUCCGCGGAAUUUACUUGAAGGCGAGUCAGUCCAUGGGCGACAUUCUACCCAGGACUUACAAUUCAUUUAUUGACAGCUACUUCCAAACUACGGACGCGCAGGUAGUGUCCGAUCGAAUGAAGCUCCUCCUGGACGAAGACGAGAGUGAUAGUCGCGCUCAGCCAUCUCUCCGCCAGCUCAGGCUGGCUGCGUUCAAGUCGAAGUCGCAUGAACAAGUGUGGCGACAGAAGCUUGCUCCUGCGUUCAAAUACGCCGUCGGCGACCUCGGAUAUGUCCCAGAGGGAGAAUCGGUCGCAUCGUUCAGGGUACUGCGAAACAUCUUCCAGGAUGAGCUGGGCUGCAUGGAUGUCGUUCAUAACGCACACGGGAAUCAAUUUAGCUGGGAGACUGGUGCAGCCAACAGACAAGAGCUACACGCCUUUCCAUCUCUGGACGGAAGAUAUGGAUGGCCCAUCGUGCUUCCCACGGGCACGAGUCAGAACGUACAGGUCGUCCAUGAUCUGCAUGUAGCCUCAGCCGGCCAGGCGUGGCAUUACCUCCUCGAAAAUGGGAAACGUCUCGCAGAGUGUCAUAGCGUCAAGCCUGAGAACCUCAUACUGGUAACGCGGGCUGGAAACGAUCAACGAUUUGUACUACGCUCGACGGACUACAACCACCUCCGCUCGCCGCCAGGAUUCGGCCGCCCUCCGCUUCAACAACGAUUCGGCAACAGUGCAUUUCAGCCUCCUUUUGGUAACACCCAUGCACGCGGCCUCAUGAUGCAGCCCACUCCGCCAACCAUAAUGUAUCUAUUCACGUCGGGCGAUGUCAAUAAACCGCCGCUAUGGUCGGAUACGCCGCUCAUGAUUGUCCUUAGACCCUAUGGUUUCUUCGACUAUGUGCAAUUGCACGCGGAAGAUUUCGCCGCAUAG